GCCUGGAACGGGGGGGAGCAGCCCCCAGGGAGGUGUGAAUGGAGUUUGGGAAGCACGGGGUGUGUUCUUGCCCUCGUCCUGCCUGCCUGCCCUCCCUCCAAAGAAGUGCCCUGUGGGUCAGCAGUCAGGGGUGUCUGGCAUGGACUCACCAUCUCCUCUGCUUUGCAGCGCUGUGGGAAUGACAAGGAAGAUCUUCACCAACACCAGGGAGCGAUGGAGGCAGCAGAACGUCAACAGCGCCUUUGCCAAGCUGAGGAAACUCAUUCCCACCCACCCGCCCGACAAAAAGCUCAGCAAGAACGAGACGCUGCGGCUCGCCAUGAGGUACAUCAACUUCCUCGUCAAGGUGCUGGGAGAGCCCGGCCUGCAGCAGACGGCAGCGGCAGCACGAGGCAGCCUCCUGGGCUUCUUCCAGCAAGCCCCACGCCUGCAGAGCAUGGAGGAGCUGGCUCUGGUUGAGAGCUGUGGCGCCUCCUCUCCUGGUGGGAGCAGCAAUAUUGCAGAGUGCUGCUGGCCAGAGACUUUGUCUCCUUAGCAGACAACGAAGAGUUUGGUGUUAGUCUGAUACAUGUAUUUCCCUCCCCCCACCU
Anas platyrhynchos (mallard) is the source of this 590-nucleotide messenger RNA. It is a transcript of the gene TAL2, whose product is annotated as TAL bHLH transcription factor 2. Gene Ontology annotation, molecular function: protein dimerization activity; DNA-binding transcription factor activity, RNA polymerase II-specific; RNA polymerase II cis-regulatory region sequence-specific DNA binding. NCBI's taxonomy places the organism in Eukaryota, Metazoa, Chordata, Aves, Anseriformes, Anatidae. Gene Ontology annotation, biological process: regulation of transcription by RNA polymerase II. The record is from RefSeq and is a predicted model, not a curated record.